UGUCUACAAAUUGAGGGCUCGCGCCUCUUUAUCAAUGAAAUAGUAAAGACAGCUGGGCUCUGCCACGACACUGGAGAAAAAACACAGAAACUUGAGCUACUCCCUACCUCGUAUUAGUUGGAUUGUAUUUGUUAUUGAUUGUGAGUGUCACUUCAGCUGGGACUAGGAGCAGAAGUUUCAAAAACCGACUCAAAAUGAAAUACGUUAUAGGAAUUGGCGGUGUGACUAAUGGUGGGAAAACCACUUUGACGAAUAGGCUGAUCAAGUCACUACCUAACUGUUGUGUGGUGCAUCAAGAUGACUUUUUCAAGGUAAACUUGGUCUGCUAAAACGUCUCUAUACAGUGUUGUAUUUGCAUGACCUUGUUAAGGGAAAAUAUCCCAAACACUCACACAUUAACCAAUAGCCAUGAUGCAUGCCCUCUACAGGCACCUGGCCUUCCCUUUAGUAGAUAUGUGUAGUAUGCUGUAAAUGAACCUAGUUGUCUUUUCACACACGCCUUGCUUAUUGCCACCUUAAAAAUAAAAAAAGUUAACUGAAUUGACCUGUACAGGAUCAGAACUUGUGCUGAGUAGCUCACUGCUCUUGUGCUUUGUUUCCUGUUUUAUCGAUGUCUCUGGUUAUAUAUGGAUUCUCAAUGCUCUUGUGCAUGUUAUACCUGCAUGCUUCAGCUAGGUGUGCACAUCUUGCAAUGGGAUUUGUCCUUAUUCAGAUCAGCCUGCGCUUGCAGCAAUGUUUUAUUGGUGUUAUUUCAGAAACCUGACCAGAUAGAAGUCGGGGAGGACGGCUUUAGACAGUGGGAUGUGAUCACAGCAUUGGACAUGGAUGCCAUGGUGAACACGAUUCGAGGCUGGAGUGAGAACCCAGUGAAGUUUGCACACUCCCACGGUGUCAACGUGUCCCCUUCCACAGAGGUUGCCGACCCAGAUCAGCAGAUCCACAUUCUGAUUGUAGAGGGCUUCCUUCUGUACAACUACAAACCCCUGAUGGACGUGUAUAACAAGUCCUACUACAUCUCCAUUCCAUACGAAGAGUGCAAAAGGAGGAGAAGUACAAGACAAUACACCGUCCCUGAUCCCCCGGGUCUGUUUGAAGGCCAUGUGUGGCCCAUGUACUUGAAGCACAGGAAUGAGAUGGUUGAGAGCGGUUUAGACAUCGCAUAUCUGGAUGGCUUGAAAUCAGAAGAAGGGAUCUACAGCCAGGUGUAUGAGGACAUCCAGAAUACACUGUUGAAUCGUUUAUAGCAGGAACUCCAUCUCCAAACCUGUAUAGACCUGUAAAUAGCAUCAAGACUGAAGAGACAUUUUUUUUAAAUUGAAGCAUUUUUUCUUAUUGUGUAAAUUAUAUUGAAGGAAUGUUAACUUAUGUUUGACAGAAUCAUUUCUGUUUUGUUUUCUUAUCUAAUCUGUUAGUCCAUUGCUUGUGUUAAUCAAACCACUGCCUAGUUUCCGAGGGAGAGGGACAAACACUGACCAUCUGUCAAUGAAAAUAUUUUUUGUAUGGAGGUCAAUGCGAAUUGCCAAAUUUCUACAUGAGGCUUAUUUGAUCAAAUAGAUGUUUAAUGUUUACGUUUGUUACAAAUGAACUGAUAUAAGUGGAUUCACAUGGCAUUUUGAUAACUGAGGUACAAAUAAUAAUUCUUUAUUGGAGUUGUGCCUCUGCCCUCAUGGUCUAGAAGGGUCUCACCUGAACUGGCUGCUUGCCUUCCAUAUUUGAGGAAAUGUAUUUCCUUUGUUAGAAUAGAGCAGUCACUUGACUAUAUUAUGAAUAUAUUACAUCUUUGUUAGUAUGUACUUGGCUUUGUUUUGGCAAGUAAAUUGUUUAAAAUGUGUUCAGAUUUCUCAAUGUUA
Messenger RNA from Oncorhynchus kisutch (coho salmon), 1850 nucleotides. Its product is annotated as nicotinamide riboside kinase 2. The transcript has 7 exons. Bases 627 to 1244 code for a protein of 205 amino acids. The record is from RefSeq and is a predicted model, not a curated record. NCBI's taxonomy places the organism in Eukaryota, Metazoa, Chordata, Actinopteri, Salmoniformes, Salmonidae.